Molecule: messenger RNA, 1326 nt
Organism: Homo sapiens (human)
Lineage: Eukaryota; Metazoa; Chordata; Mammalia; Primates; Hominidae
Gene: PUSL1
Product: pseudouridine synthase like 1
Exons: 8
Coding region: 48-1028 (326 amino acids)
Biological process (GO): RNA modification; pseudouridine synthesis
Cellular component (GO): mitochondrial inner membrane; mitochondrion; mitochondrial matrix
Molecular function (GO): RNA binding; tRNA pseudouridine(38-40) synthase activity; pseudouridine synthase activity
Source: RefSeq, marked validated
AUUCCUGCGCUGGAGGCCGCCUCUGACGCCACCGGCUGGGCUCCGCCAUGAGUUCGGCGCCGGCCUCAGGCUCCGUGCGCGCGCGCUAUCUUGUGUACUUCCAGUACGUGGGCACCGACUUUAACGGGGUCGCGGCCGUCAGGGGCACUCAGCGCGCCGUCGGGGUCCAGAACUACCUGGAGGAGGCCGCCGAGCGGCUGAAUUCCGUGGAGCCGGUCAGGUUCACCAUCUCCAGCCGCACGGACGCCGGGGUCCACGCCCUGAGCAACGCGGCGCACCUGGACGUCCAGCGCCGCUCAGGCCGGCCGCCCUUCCCGCCCGAGGUCCUGGCCGAGGCCCUCAACACACACCUGCGGCACCCGGCCAUCAGGGUCCUGCGGGCCUUCCGAGUGCCCAGCGACUUCCACGCUCGUCACGCAGCCACGUCCCGGACCUACCUGUACCGCCUGGCCACUGGCUGUCACCGGCGUGAUGAGCUGCCGGUGUUUGAACGCAACCUAUGCUGGACUCUCCCGGCAGACUGCCUGGAUAUGGUCGCCAUGCAGGAAGCCGCCCAGCACCUCCUCGGCACACACGACUUCAGCGCCUUCCAGUCCGCUGGCAGCCCGGUGCCGAGCCCCGUGCGAACGCUGCGCCGGGUCUCCGUUUCCCCAGGCCAAGCCAGCCCCUUGGUCACCCCCGAGGAGAGCAGGAAGCUGCGGUUCUGGAACCUGGAGUUUGAGAGCCAGUCUUUCCUGUAUAGACAGGUACGGAGGAUGACGGCUGUGCUGGUGGGUCACGGGCGGCUCUGGGUCACAGGUGGCUCUGGGUCACAGGUACGGAGGAUGACGGCUGUGCUGGUGGCCGUGGGGCUGGGGGCUUUGGCACCUGCCCAGGUGAAGACGAUUCUGGAGAGCCAAGAUCCCCUGGGCAAGCACCAGACACGUGUAGCCCCAGCCCACGGCUUAUUCCUCAAGUCAGUGCUGUACGGGAACCUCGGUGCUGCCUCCUGCACCCUGCAGGGGCCACAGUUCGGGAGCCACGGAUGACCCUGGACACUCAAGCCAAAGUUAGGCCACACCAGGCCCAACCCUGUGCUGGUCAAGCCAGGGCAGUCACAGCUGCUUGGGGCCCACAGCACUGCUGCCUGGUCUCCACAGUAGCCUCCCUGCCCGGGUCCCAGCACCCUGGAUGCCCGUCUCUGUCCCAGGCGGGAUGGGGCACAGUGCAGGACACAGCCAUGUACACCAAGAAGAGAGUACCAAGUAGUCUUUUGUUCAGCUUUUACUGGAAACUGCUGUCUAGGACCACCUGCCCUAACCAGGAAUAAAGGCAAGACAGCCUGGA